AUAAAAUAAGUAUUUGACAAAAAUUAUUUUGAUAUUUGUUCCCUAUUAAAACAUUAAAAGUGGUGUUGUAUUUCAUUUCCAUUUUGUACUAAUUGUGUAUCUAAAAAAGGCGUUUACUUGUACAUCAGUCUAUUGCAUCUACUGAAGAAAAGUCUUUAAACAAAAGCUACUAUGGGUACUUUGUCUGAUUUUGGACAAAUAGCCAUGAAAUGGGAUCCCAAAAAUUUGGAAAUUCGUACUAUGUCAGUCGAAAAAACCCUAGAACCGUUGGUAUUACAAGUAACAACACUUGUGAAUACUAAGGGGCCGAGCAAGAAGAAAAAAGGGAAAUCGAAAAGAGCUAGUGCUUUGGUGGCAGCUGUCGAAAAGGCUACAGAAAAUUUUAUUCAAAAAGGUGAACAAAUUGCCUAUGAAAAUCCUGAUAUUACUCAAGAAAUGUUAGCGGCUGUCGAUGAAGUACGUAAAACUGGUGAUGCCAUGAGCAUUGCAGCUCGAGAGUUUUCUGAAGAUCCAUGUAGCUCUCUCAAACGAGGCAAUAUGGUGCGCGCUGCUCGUAAUUUGCUUUCGGCUGUUACUCGUCUCUUGAUAUUAGCCGAUAUGGUUGAUGUGCACUUGUUGCUCAAAUCAUUGCAUGUGGUCGAAGACGACUUGAAUCGUCUUAAAAAUGCUUCGAGUCAAGAUGAACUAUUAAACAAUAUGAGGCAAUUUGGUAGAAAUGCAAACGAACUUAUUAAGCAGGCAGCUAAACGGCAGCAAGAGCUUAAAGAUCCACAACUUCGUGAUGAUUUAGCCGCUGCUCGCGCCAUGCUAAAAAAACAUUCCACUAUGCUUCUCACAGCUUCAAAAGUUUACGUUCGUCAUCCAGAACUAGAUCUAGCUAAAGUUAAUCGUGACUUUAUUCUUAAACAAGUAUGUGAUGCUGUCAAUACUAUAAGUGACGUUGCACAAGGAAAAUCUUGCCAACCAACAGAUAUUUACAGCGGAGCUGGGGAAUUGGCUGCAGCUUUAGAUGACUUUGACGAGGGAAUUAUUAUGGAUCCCAUGACGUACAGUGAAAAACGCUCUCGCCAAUUACUUGAAGAACGUUUAGAGAGUAUAAUCAGUGCAGCUGCAUUGAUGGCGGAUGCAGAUUGCACAAGGGAUGAGCGAAGAGAGCGUAUUGUUGCUGAGUGUAAUGCUGUACGACAAGCACUGCAAGAUCUAUUGUCUGAAUAUAUGUCAAAUAUGGGACAAAAGGAAAAUAGUUCGGGUCUUGAUAGAGCUAUUGAUCAAAUGUGCCGGAAAACUCGUGAUUUACGUCGCCAAUUGCGCAAGGCUGUAGUUGAUCACGUUUCGGAUUCGUUCUUGGAAACAACUACUCCUUUAAUUGAUCUUAUAGAGGCUGCCAAAACGGGUAACGAGAAAAGAGUACGUGAAAAGGCUGAUAUUUUUACUAAACAUGCUGAGAAAUUAGUAGAAGUUGCUAAUCUGGUAUGCAGUAUGUCGAACAAUGAGGAUGGCGUAAAAAUGGUGCGCUAUGCUGCUGCACAAAUAGAAAGUUUAUGUCCUCAAGUCAUAAAUGCAGCUUCAAUUCUAACAGUACGACCCAACUCGAAAGUAGCGCAGGAAAAUAUGACAGCGUAUCGUCAAGCUUGGGAAGUUCAAGUUCGUAUUUUGACAGAGGCUGUUGAUGACAUCACUACUAUUGACGACUUUUUAGCCGUAUCUGAAAACCAUAUAUUGGAAGAUGUCAACAAAUGUGUCAUGGCUUUACAAGUUGGUGAUGCCGACGAUUUAAGAACAACUGCUGGUGCAAUCCAAGGAAGAUCAGCACGAGUUUGUAAUGUAGUUGAAGCUGAAAUGGAUAAUUACGAACCAUGCAUAUACACAAAACGUGUUCUUGAAGCCGUAAAAGUUCUAAGGGAUCAAGUUAUGUCGAAGUUUGACCAACGUGUUGAUGCUGCGGUCAAUGCGCUUUCAUCUAACUCCAAUAAAGAUGUCGAUGAAAAUGAUUUUAUUGACGCAUCUCGCCUGGUUUAUGAUGGUGUUCGCGAAAUAAGGCGUGCAGUACUUAUGAAUAGGAGCUCUGAAGAUUUGGACACAGACACUGAAUUUGAACCAGUAGAAGAUAUGACUUUGGAAACGCGUAGUCGAUCAAGUGCUCAUACUGGUGAUCAAACUGUUGAUGAAUACCCAGAUAUUAGUGGAAUAUGCACAGCUAGAGAAGCUAUGCGCAAAAUGACUGAAGAAGAUAAACAGAAAAUAGCCCAACAGGUCGAACUGUUUCGUCGGGAGAAGCUUACAUUUGAUUCUGAGGUGGCCAAAUGGGAUGAUACUGGAAAUGACAUUAUAUUUUUAGCUAAACACAUGUGUAUGAUAAUGAUGGAAAUGACUGAUUUUACACGUGGUCGUGGUCCAUUAAAAACAACUAUGGAUGUUAUUAAUGCAGCAAAGAAAAUUUCUGAGGCUGGUACUAAACUCGACAAAUUAACUCGAGAAAUAGCUGAACAGUGUCCUGAAAGUUCCACUAAAAAGGAUUUAUUGGCUUAUUUACAACGCAUUGCUUUGUAUUGCCAUCAAAUACAAAUUACAUCCAAAGUAAAAGCUGAUGUCCAAAACAUAAGCGGAGAAUUAAUAGUUUCUGGCUUGGACAGUGCUACUUCCUUAAUUCAGGCAGCAAAGAAUCUGAUGAACGCAGUAGUUCUAACAGUUAAAUAUUCAUAUGUUGCUUCUACCAAAUAUACCCGUCAAGGAACCGUUACUUCACCCAUUGUUGUAUGGAAAAUGAAAGCUCCAGAGAAAAAACCUUUAGUAAGACCUGAAAAGCCGGAGGAGGUUCGAGCAAAAGUCCGGAAGGGAUCACAAAAGAAAGUGCAGAAUCCAAUACAUGCUCUGUCGGAAUUUCAAAGUCCUGCUGAUGCAGUUUAAAGCUAGUUAUCUAUUGUGAAUGAUAUAUCAAUUUCGCAUAGUAUUUUAUAAGCACUAAAUAUAUACAUCUCAUACAAACAAACGUUAAAAGUUUCAAUAAAAUUCAACUAACAUUUAUCACUUGUAGUAUUUAAAAUAUCCAUGUAGUAUUGUAAAACGUAAGCAAAACAGGAAAAGUGUUAGUAAGAAAUUAUAUCUAAAUAAACGAGUAUUAUUCAAUUCAA
Molecule: messenger RNA, 3131 nt
Organism: Calliphora vicina (urban bluebottle blowfly)
Lineage: Eukaryota; Metazoa; Arthropoda; Insecta; Diptera; Calliphoridae
Gene: alpha-Cat
Product: catenin alpha
Exons: 12
Coding region: 172-2907 (911 amino acids)
Biological process (GO): cell-cell adhesion; cell migration
Cellular component (GO): adherens junction; actin cytoskeleton; catenin complex
Molecular function (GO): cadherin binding; actin filament binding; beta-catenin binding
Source: RefSeq, a predicted model, not a curated record